CGCAGAUACAUAACCUAUGUUGCUAUGAUUUAAAAAUAUGAGUGCCGUAGUGGUGAAAGAAAAUGUUUCUCUGCCGCAAAAGCGGCACUACAGGCAAAGAGCCCACUCAAAUCCAAUAGCUGACCACUGUUUCGAUUAUCCCACAACACCUGAUGAUAUGGAUUGGUCAAAAUAUUAUCCAGAAAUGGUAAAACCUAAUUGCGAUAACAACCCCCUUGUAGAAUUUGCUGAUAUAGGUUGUGGAUAUGGUGGUCUUUUAAUAACACUUGCCACAAUGUUCCCUGAAAAAUUAAUGAUAGGAAUGGAAAUUCGUGUUAAAGUCUCUGACUAUGUAAUGGACCGGAUUGCUGCUCUAAGAGUGCAAAAUCCUAACAAAUAUCAGAAUGUCGCAUGUUUGAGGAGCAAUGCUAUGAAAUAUUUACCAAAUUUCUUUAAAAAGGGGCAGUUGACCAAAAUGUUUUUCUUGUACCCAGAUCCUCAUUUCAAGAAAGCCAAACACAAAUGGAGAAUAAUUAAUCAGUGUUUAUUAGCAGAAUAUGCUUAUGUUUUAGCUAUAGGUGGAAUUGUUUAUACAGUUACAGAUGUUAAAGAUUUACAUGAUUGGAUGGUGCAGCAUUUUGUUGAACAUCCUCUGUUUGAAAGGAUAUCAGAUCAAGAAUUAGAAAGUGAUUCAGUUGUACCAAAUUUAUUCAGUAGUUCUGAGGAGGGACAAAAAGUGUCCAGAAACAAUGGAGACAAGUUUUUAGCAGUUUUUAGGCGCGUUGUUGAUCCAACAGAAAAAUAGCAUAUGUGUAUUAAAAUAUUUUUAAUAAAAACAGACAAAAAUCAAUGUUUUUUCUUGCAAGCACAACUUUUGUCACAUUCACUGUACUUUCCAAUAAACUUUUCUAUUUCCGUCA
Aethina tumida (small hive beetle) is the source of this 899-nucleotide messenger RNA. RefSeq names its product tRNA (guanine-N(7)-)-methyltransferase. The record is from RefSeq and is a predicted model, not a curated record. Gene Ontology annotation, cellular component: tRNA methyltransferase complex. Gene Ontology annotation, biological process: tRNA methylation; RNA (guanine-N7)-methylation. The transcript is spliced from 4 exons. Bases 38 to 784 code for a protein of 248 amino acids. Gene Ontology annotation, molecular function: tRNA (guanine(46)-N7)-methyltransferase activity. NCBI's taxonomy places the organism in Eukaryota, Metazoa, Arthropoda, Insecta, Coleoptera, Nitidulidae.